AUCAAAAUAACACGCAAACCUCAAAAUGCGAUGGAGUUAUGUAUGAUGAAGUGAUUUCGAAAAUCGUGUAAUGAACUAGCCGGUGAUAAGUCUGUUGCAAGUUAUGUGGUAUGAAUGUGUGUCCCGAACAUUUUGUUGUUGAAAAAUUCAAGUAUUCUUUAAAGCUACACUGUUUGUUGCCGGAUUAUAGUGAUUAUUUUGUUAUACUGUCAGCGAAAACGAUGAUAUAAAGAAACAAAUCUUGCAUUUUUUAAUUUGUCGGCACUGUAUUAUACAAAUAUAGCUGUGUUGUCAAUGUGUAAAAUUUUAACCUUGUUUUUCGUGAACGAUACUGUGUAGAUAUAAUUCUAGUGUUCCAAGAGAUAAUUAGUGGAUAAAAAUAUCAUCUAAAAUCAUGAAUUUUAUAUUUACUUAUUGUAGUUUGAAAAGUUGAAUGAUUGAGGUAAGGCAGCUGGAGUUGCUGUGCAAACAAUUAUAUGAAUCACAAGAUUCUGCGCAUCGUGCUGAAGCUGAGAAAGCACUUGUUGCUUUUCAAAAUGCACCUGAUACGCUUACAAAGUGCCAGCUCCUACUGGACCGAGGAGAUUCUGCAUAUGCUCAAUUAUUGGCAGCCACUACAUUAACAAAAUUGGUUUCACGUUCUGCAGGGCUUAGCUUACAACAAAGACUUGAUAUACGAAACUAUGUUCUUAAUUAUCUAGCAACACAACCAAAGUUACCAAACUUUGUGAUACAGGCUUUGGUUACAUUAUUUGCCAGGAUAUCAAAGUUUAGUUGGUUUGAUCGUGAUAAAGAAGAAUAUGUUUUUACUAAUGUGGUUAGCGAUGUGUCAAAAUUUCUUCAGGGAUCAGUAGAACACUGUAUGAUAGGAGUUCAAUUAUUGUCUCAAUUAACAUGUGAAAUGAAUCAAGUAUCAGACAUUGAUGCAAACAGAUCUCUUACUAAACAUAGAAAAAUUGCUAGUAGCUUCAGAGACCUCCAGCUUUUUGAAAUAUUUAGGUUAUCUUGUACUUUAUUAAGUACAGCACGUGAGAAUUGCAAAAAUUUAAAUUUUAAUGAUGAAGCACAGCAUGGUCUAAUUAGACAACUUUUAAAACUUGCACAAAAUUGUUUGACAUUCGACUUUAUUGGAACAUCAACAGAUGAAAGUUCAGAUGAUCUCAGUACUGUACAAAUUCCAUCCAGGUGGAGACCUGUAUUCCUGGACUUUACAACAUUAAAACUCUUCUUCGAUUUAUAUCAUAAUUUACCUAAUUCAUUAUCAUCUUUGGCUCUCUCUUGUUUGGUUCAAAUAGCAUCUCUUAGAAGAAGUUUAUUUUCUAAUCCAGAGAGGGCACAGUUUUUGACACAUUUGGUCAAUGGUGUAAAACACAUAUUACAAAACCCUCGAGGUUUGAGUGAUCCUGGAAAUUAUCAUGAAUUUUGUAGAUUACUAUCAAGAUUAAAAACCAAUUUUCAACUUGGAGAAUUAGUUUUAGUCAAAGAUUAUCCAGAAGCUAUACAGUUAAUUGCAAAGUUUACAGUUCAGAGCUUACAAAUGUGGCAGUUUGCACCAAACAGUUUACAUUACCUUUUAACUUUGUGGCAAAGAAUGGUGUCUUCUAUGCCUUAUGUGAAAGCAGGAGAUCCACAUCUAUUAGACACAUAUACUCCAGAAAUUGUAAAUGCAUAUGUUACCUCAAGACUUGAGUCAGUUGCAGUAGUAGUUAGGGAACGUUUAGAAGACCCACUUGAUGAUUUAUCAGUAGUUCAUCAACAAUUGGAGCAAAUAUCAGUAAUAGGAAGAUGUGAAUAUCAAAAAACAUGUACUUUAUUAGUACAGUUAUUUGAUCAAGCUGCUAGAACAUACCAAGAGUUAAUGACACAGACAGCAUCUCCAGCUCAACAAAUGGACAUCACUAUACAAGAAGGCCAACUUACAUGGCUUGUAUAUAUUAUAGGUGGCGUUAUUGGUGGCAAAAUAACAUUUAACAGCAAUGAAGAAUAUGAUGCAAUGGAUGGUGAAUUAGUCUGCAGAGUACUUCAGUUAAUGAAUUUAACCGAUUCAAGACUUGCACAAGGUGGCUGUGAAAAAUUGGAAUUAGCAAUGUUGAGCUUCUUUGAACAGUUUCGUAAAAUAUAUGUAGGUGAUCAAGUUCAAAAAAAUUCUAAAGUAUAUAGAAGACUGUCGGAUGUUUUGGGAGUUAAUGAUGAAUCUAUGGUACUUGGCAUUCUUAUACGAAAAAUAAUAACAAAUCUGAAAUAUUGGGGUCGAAGUGAACAAAUUAUUUCAAAAACAUUACAAUUAUUAAAUGAUUUGUCGGUGGGUUAUAGUUGCGUUCGUAAACUUGUAAAACUAGAAGAAGUACAAUUUAUGCUCAACAAUCAUACAAGAGAGCAUUUUCCAUUCUUGGGAAACAAUGUUGCUGUAACAGAAAUGCGUUGUAGAUCAAUGUUUUACACGUCUUUGGGUAGAUUAUUGAUGGUAGAUUUAGGCGAAGAUGAAGAAAGAUUUCAUACUUUUAUGUUACCUUUAACGGGUGCAUUAGAAAGUUUAGGGCAAUUAAUGGGUGCUGCUGAUCCUUCACUAUUUGGUGCAGAAGAAGCAAAGAAAGCCCUAAUUGGUUUAGCAAGAGACUUAAGAGGCUUAGCUUAUGCAUUCAACACAAAAACAUCUUAUAUGAUGUUAUUUGAUUGGAUAUAUCCAAACUAUACACCAAUUUUGUUACAUGCUGUGGAAUUGUGGCAUUAUGAACCACAAGUGACAACACCCGUCCUAAAAUUAUUUGCUGAAUUAGUACAAAAUAGGAGUCAAAGAUUACAAUUUGAUGCCUCUUCUCCAAAUGGCAUUUUAUUAUUUCGUGAAGCUAGUAAAGUAAUAUGUAGUUAUGGUAAUCGCAUAUUAAACGUCGAAGUUCCAAAGGAGCAAAUAUACCCAUUAAAGCUUAAAGGAAUAAGUAUAUGCUUCAGUAUGUUAAGAGCAGCUUUAUGUGGAAGUUACGUAAAUUUUGGCGUAUUCAGAUUAUACGGCGAUGAAGCAUUGGAUAAUGCACUUAAUACGUUUGUAAAAUUACUUCUUAGUAUACCACAAAGUGAUUUAUUGGAUUAUCCAAAAUUAUCUGCAACAUACUAUGUCUUACUUGAAUGUUUGGCACAGGACCAUAUGGUUUUUCUUUCCACUUUAGAACCAAGAGUUUUCUUGUACAUCUUAUCCAGCAUCAGUGAAGGCCUUACAGCACUAGGUGCGCAAAAAGACUCCUAUACAGAUACAAUGGUGUGUACCGGUUGUUGCGCAGCACUUGAUCAUAUUGUGACUUACUUAUUUAAACAAUUAUAUCAAAAAGGAAGGAAGAAUGCUGUAGUUCCAGGAGGUGGUGACUUAUUCUUACAAGUUUUAAAACAGCAUCCUGAAAUUUUACAGCAAAUAUUAAGCAUAGUUUUAAAUCUGAUAAUGUUUGAAGAUUGUAGAAAUCAGUGGAGUAUGUCACGUCCUCUUUUGGGAUUGAUUCUUUUAAACGAAGAGUAUUUUAAUCAAUUACGAGAAAAUAUUAUUAGAAGUCAACCAGUUGACAAGCAAGCAACAAUGGCACAGUGGUUUGGAUCUUUAAUGGAAGGGAUUGAAAGGAACUUACUCACGAAAAAUAGGGAUAGGUUUACACAAAAUUUAUCUAUGUUUAGAAGAGACAUAAAUGAUACCUUGAAAGGACCUAAUACACCUGGAAGCACUGUCAGUGAUAUGAUUUUCUCUUUUAUUUAGAUUUUCCUAGGUUCUUGCCUGCCAAAUGCUUGAAUGUGUGUGCGAGUGAAACUAUAAAUUAUAGUGGAUUUAAAAUUAUGGUUUUAGAUGAGUAUAAAGAUAAUAAAUUAAGUAUCAUCGUUUUACAGAAGCAUUAUUGUUUGGCUUCCUAUUCUUUUCUAACCUAAAUUUGUUUUUCCUGAGUUUUUUGACUCGUCAAAAUGAUGCAAAAUUUAAUAUAAUUUGUAUUUCAUUUUUUAAAUAUUAAUUCAUGUAUUUUAUCCUAAAUUUGUAGGCCGAAACAGAAAAGAUAUAUUCUUGUUAUUACCUUUAUACUCCUAUCAUUUUAGUUUAAUAUAAUAUUGGGAACAUGAAUAUUUUUUCACAUAAAUAUAAAAGAAAAUCAAAGUAAUUGGCAAUAAUUAUAUUAUGUUUCGUAGAUCGAGAGUUAAUUAUUCAUUAAACAGUUUUGUAUGGAAAGAUUGAUUGAAUUUACUGUAGCUGUUUAUCAAAUACAAUUAAAAUAUUAUGAAUGUAAAAUUAGAUUUUCAUCGUAUGCUAAUAAUUUAACAGCAUGUAUUUCAGAUGUGAUAGAUU
Megachile rotundata (alfalfa leafcutting bee) is the source of this 4312-nucleotide messenger RNA. RefSeq names its product Ran-binding protein 16 (gene Ranbp16). Gene Ontology annotation, molecular function: nuclear export signal receptor activity; small GTPase binding. NCBI's taxonomy places the organism in Eukaryota, Metazoa, Arthropoda, Insecta, Hymenoptera, Megachilidae. The record is from RefSeq and is a predicted model, not a curated record. Gene Ontology annotation, cellular component: cytoplasm; nuclear pore. Gene Ontology annotation, biological process: protein export from nucleus.